Messenger RNA from Eutrema salsugineum, 1473 nucleotides. RefSeq names its product GDSL esterase/lipase At2g23540. NCBI's taxonomy places the organism in Eukaryota, Viridiplantae, Streptophyta, Magnoliopsida, Brassicales, Brassicaceae. The transcript has 5 exons. Bases 95 to 1264 code for a protein of 389 amino acids. The record is from RefSeq and is a predicted model, not a curated record. Gene Ontology annotation, molecular function: hydrolase activity, acting on ester bonds.
CAAUCUCACAAGUUAUCCCUCUAUCCCAAACCCUUUCUUUAUUAUAUAAAAUCUCAAACAAAUACACCCAAAAUUUCUCAAAAUCCAGAGAGACAUGGUCACAACAAGAGCUUCAGGUUCAAGAAGAGAUAUGGACGUGACUCUCUUCUUCUUCUUCUCCUUCUCCUUGUUAACUCUCACUGCUUUAGUGGAAGCUGCUGGUCGUGGAGUUAACAAUGGCAACAAAGAUGGCGGAUUAGGAGCUUCGUUUAUAUUCGGAGACUCUCUAGUUGAUGCCGGUAACAAUAAUUAUCUACCGACUUUGUCUAGGGCUAAUAUGAAGCCUAAUGGUAUCGAUUUCAAAGCCUCCGGUGGAAAUCCUACCGGCCGGUUCACAAAUGGCCGGACCAUCGGUGACAUCGUUGGGGAAGAGCUCGGAUCAGCGAACUAUGCGAUCCCAUUCUUAGCACCAAACGCGACCGGAAAAGCUUUAUUAGCUGGUGUGAAUUACGCAUCAGGAGGAGGAGGAAUCAUGAAUGCAACCGGAAGAAUAUUUGUGAAUAGGUUAGGUAUGGAUGUACAAGUUGAUUUCUUCAACACAACACGUAAACAAUUCGAUGAUCUACUUGGAAAAGAGAAAGCAAAAGAGUAUAUAAGCAAGAAAUCGAUAUUCUCAAUCACUAUAGGAGCAAAUGAUUUCCUCAACAAUUAUCUAUUCCCACUUCUCUCCGUUGGAACACGGUUCACUCAAACUCCUGAUGAUUUUAUUAAGGACAUGCUCGAUCAUCUACGUGACCAACUAACCAGGUUAUAUAACUUGGAUGCGAGGAAAUUUGUGAUUGGAAACGUUGGACCCAUAGGAUGCAUACCGUACCAAAAGACAAUCAAUCAAUUAAACGAAGACGAGUGUGUGGAUUUGGCUAAUAAGCUAGCAAAUCAAUACAAUGUUCGAUUAAAGAGUUUAUUAGAGGAACUAAACAAGAAACUUCCCGGAGCAAUGUUCGUCCACGCCAACGUCUAUGAUCUUGUAAUGGAACUCAUUACUAACUAUAAAGAAUACGGGUUCAAAACCGCGACCAAAGCUUGUUGUGGUAAUGGAGGACAAUUCGCGGGUAUAAUUCCGUGCGGACCAACUUCAAGUAUGUGUGAGGAAAGGGAUAAAUAUGUGUUUUGGGAUCCUUAUCAUCCCAGUGAAGCAGCAAAUGUUAUCAUCGCAAAGCAAUUGUUGUAUGGUGAUAUUAAAGUUAUAUCUCCGGUUAAUCUCAGUAAACUUAGAGAUAUGUGAUUGUGAUUUGAUUGUUUGUUUGUUUGAACAAAAUGUGUUUCAUUGAAAUUUCUUAGACUUAUACUUUCUUGCAUUUACGUUUGUUAUACGCAAAGUUAAGACCAAUAUCUUUGUAUGUAUGUGUUGUGUUGUUGUAAGUGUUUACAUUUAGUGAGAAUGCUUUUGUUUUGUCAAGAUGUGAUAAAAUUUUUAAAAUAUACACGUAUUUU